This is a messenger RNA of Orbilia oligospora ATCC 24927, 438 nucleotides long. RefSeq lists its product as uncharacterized. NCBI's taxonomy places the organism in Eukaryota, Fungi, Ascomycota, Orbiliomycetes, Orbiliales, Orbiliaceae. The transcript has a single exon. Bases 1 to 438 code for a protein of 145 amino acids. The record is from RefSeq and is a predicted model, not a curated record.
AUGAGACCCGCGCUUGGCCAUGGCCACUACGAUUCUGAUGGCUAUAGUUCCGAAGACGCCGACGAGAACAGCUGCAGCGCUAGUAGGCACUCCAGUAUUUUCCAAGCAAACCUCUAUUUUGUGGAAGAUCCAGACCAGCCUUUGUCUUCUAUAGCUGGCCAUACGUAUAGCCAGGUCCGGCACGAAACAGGCAUUCUGAGCACAUCCGUCGAUAGCUCCACAACGUUGGUCCCAAAUGCAGUGGACACGGCUAGCGAUCCGGCUGAUUUUGAGAACGGUGACCUAAAGACAGAACCCCUUUGUGUCUAUACGAGCCCAAUGGAACCAACUGAGCGGCCACCUCCAAUGCCAGCUCCCCCAGCCCAGAAGCGUGCUGAGGCUCUCGCCGAAAUCCUUUUCAGACAAGGUGGGUUAUCCAACUCCCCAUUUUUCAAAUGA